AUGUUACUUCAAACGUGGAAAUCGGCAGAUAACAUUGUGAGGAAAGAUAUAAUAAAUCCUGGCACUUUCUGUAAAAAGCCGACUGAAUGCGCUACUUGUGAAGUUAUUAUUGAAAACAUAAACGUCACCAACGCAUCUGUACACGAUUUGGAAAGCAAAUUUAACUCGGAAAUUUUAAAUAACAGAAGCAAAAAUACCCUAACUAUAGGUGAAGCGAAUUGCGAAAUAGAUCGUCAAAUUGAACGAGCAAUACAAAUGAUGAUGGUUUCAGAGAAGAGUUUAGUUACAGUAGACGUAUUGUUAGAAGGCAUUGACAAUAGCUUAGUUAUUAAGUUUGAGAUAACAUUAAAUGAUGUACAACCAUACAAGCCAAUUUGGGAAUGGACACCAGAAGAGAAAUAUUCAGUAGCCUUGAAAUAUAAAGAGGCAGGUGUAGGUUUAUUUAAGGAAGGCAGAUAUGUAGAUGCAUUUCAUAGAUUUAGCAAAGCUUGUAAAAUUCUGAUAACGUUAGAGCCAAUAAAAGAUUUAGAAUUAGAUAAGACAUUAGAAAAAUCUAACAAUGUUAAAGCAUUAUAUAGAAGAGGAGUGGCGCAUGGAAAUUUGAAAGAUGUGGAGAAAGCUGUUGCAGAUCUAAAAAAUGCUGCUAAUUUAGAACCACAUAAUCAAACAAUAAAAGAACAACUUUCAAUAUAUAAUGUGAAAUUACAAGAGGCAAACCAGAAAUUUGAGAAUAUGAUGAGAAGAAUGUUCAAAACUUGA
Messenger RNA from Heterotrigona itama, 759 nucleotides. Lineage: Eukaryota; Metazoa; Arthropoda; Insecta; Hymenoptera; Apidae. The record is from the annotation of a GenBank genome assembly.